AUGCAGUUGGAUGACUGUAGCCGGAAGAAGUUGCUGGAGUUCCAGGCUCUCUUUUGUCUCCAACUCCAGGGUUAUGGGACUUCUGAGCCUUCACCUAAAAGUUGCUCAUUUUUGCCCAGCUCAUUCCCCAUUCUGUUCAUCUAUCUAAAGCAAACCUCUUUAGUGUCUCACAUGGAUUAUUCCGGCCGCCAGAUGUUGGAGCAGCUCGUCAGUUGGGUGCUCUGCGAGAGUGAGGUCAUGGUAGACGUAGAAGUACAAGAAGCUCACUAUGGGAAGUCUAGGGAGUCUCCUCUCCUUGCAUCCACAGCCUCCCAUCUUCGUUGUGUUCCAUUCUCGUGUUCCCACACCUUUGGCAUUUACAUCUCACUCACGGAAAUUUUAUUACCUGUGAUUCUGAGUAAUAAUAAAAUAUCCGAGCUGAAGAAUGGCUCAUUUUCUGGGUUAAGUCUUCUUGAAAGAUUGGACCUCCGGAACAAUCUUAUUAGUAGUAUAGAUCCAGGUGCCUUUUGGGGACUGUCAUCGCUAAAAAGAUUGGACCUGACCAACAAUCGAAUAGGGUGUCUGAAUGCAGACAUAUUUCGAGGACUCACCAAUCUGGUUCGGCUAAACCUUUCGGGGAAUUUGUUUUCUUCCUUGUCUCAAGGAACUUUUGAUUAUCUUGGCUCAUUGCGGUCUUUAGAGUUUCAGACCGAAUAUCUUUUGUGUGACUGUAACAUACUGUGGAUGCAUCGCUGGGUAAAGGAGAGGAACAUCACCGUACGAGACACCAGGUGUGUUUACCCUAAGUCGCUGCAGGCUCAGCCAGUCACAGGGGUGAAGCAGGAGCUGCUGACAUGCGAUCCUCCCCUUGAGUUGCCGUCCUUCUACAUGACUCCGUCCCACCGCCAGGUUGUGUUUGAAGGGGACAGCCUGCCCUUCCAGUGCAUGGCUUCGUACAUCGAUCAGGACAUGCAGGUGUUAUGGUACCAGGAUGGGCGAAUAGUUGAAACUGAUGAAUCCCAAGGUAUCUUUGUUGAAAAGAACAUGAUUCACAACUGUUCGUUGAUUGCAAGCGCCCUAACCAUUUCUAAUAUUCAGGCUGGAUCUACUGGAAACUGGGGCUGUCAUGUCCAGACCAAACGUGGGAACAAUACAAGGACUGUUGAUAUUGUGGUAUUAGAGAGCUCUGCACAGUACUGUCCUCCAGAGAGAGUGGUAAACAACAAAGGUGAUUUCAGGUGGCCCAGGACCUUGGCGGGCAUUACGGCAUAUCUGCAGUGCACCCGGAACACCCACGGCAGCGGGAUCUAUCCCGGGAACCCACAGGAUGAGAAAAAGGCUUGGCGCAGAUGUGACAGAGGUGGUUUCUGGGCAGAUGAUGAUUAUUCUCGCUGCCAGUAUGCAAAUGAUGUCACUAGAGUUCUUUAUAUGUUUAAUCAGAUGCCCCUCAACCUCACAAAUGCCGUGGCAACAGCUCGGCAGUUGCUGGCUUACACCGUGGAAGCAGCCAACUUCUCUGACAAAAUGGAUGUUAUAUUCGUGGCUGAAAUGAUAGAAAAAUUUGGAAGAUUUACCAAAGAGGAAAAAUCAAAGGAGCUGGGGGAUGUGAUGGUAGACAUCGCAAGCAACAUCAUGUUGGCUGAUGAGCGUGUUCUGUGGCUGGCACAGAGGGAAGCAAAGGCCUGCAGCAGAAUUGUGCAGUGUCUGCAGUGCAUCGCAACGUACCGGCUCGCCAGCGGGGCUCAUGUGUAUUCAACAUAUUCGCCCAACAUUGCUCUGGAAGCGUAUGUCAUCAAGGCCGCGGGCUUCACGGGGAUGACCUGCACUGUGUUCCAGAAAGUGGCUGCCUCUGACCGCACAGGUAUUUCCGAUUAUGGGCGGCGGGAUCCAGAUGGAAACCUGGACAAGCAGCUGAGCUUUAAGUGCAACGUUUCCGGCACAUUUUCAAGUCUGGCACUAAAGAACACUGUCAUUGAGGCUUCUAUUCAGCUUCCCCCUUCCCUUUUCUCACCAAAGCAAAAAAGAGAAGUCAGACUAACUGAAGACUCUCUUUACAAGCUUCAACUCAUUGCAUUCCGUAAUGGGAAACUUUUUCCAGCCACUGGAAAUUCAACAAACUUGGCUGAUGACGGAAAGCGGCGUACAGUGGUUACCCCUGUGAUUCUCACCAAGUUAGAUGGUGUGAAUGUAGAUACCCACCACAUCCCUAUUAAUGUGACACUGCGUCGAAUUGCGCAUGGAGCAGAUGCAGUCGCAGCCCAGUGGGAUUUUGAUUUGCUGAAUGGACAAGGAGGCUGGAAGUCAGAUGGGUGCCGUAUACUCUACUCAGAUGAAAAUAUCACUACAAUUCAGUGCUACUCCCUAAGCAACUAUGCAGUUUUAAUGGAUUUGACAGGAUCUGAACUGUAUACCCAGGUCGCCAGUCUUUUGCAUCCAGUGGUUUACACUACUGCUGUCAUUCUCCUCUUAUGUCUCUUGGCCAUCAUUGUGAGUUACAUGUACCACCACAGUUUGAUUAGGAUCAGUCUCAAGAGCUGGCACAUGCUUGUGAACUUGUGCUUCCAUAUUUUUCUGACCUGUGUGGUCUUCGUGGGAGGAAUAACCCAGACCAGAAAUGCCAGUGUCUGCCAGGCAGUUGGAAUAAUUCUUCAUUAUUCCACCCUUGCCACUGUACUGUGGGUGGGAGUGACUGCUCGAAAUAUCUAUAAACAAGUCACUAAAAAAGCUAAAAGAUGCCAGGAUCCUGACGAACCUCCCCCUCCUCCAAGACCAAUGCUCAGGUUCUAUUUGAUUGGUGGUGGGAUCCCCAUUAUAGUUUGCGGCAUAACAGCCGCAGCAAACAUCAAGAAUUACGGCAGCCGGCCAAGUGCGCCCUAUUGCUGGAUGGCCUGGGAACCCUCUUUGGGAGCCUUCUAUGGACCUGCCAGCUUCAUUACUUUUGUAAACUGUAUGUACUUCCUAAGCAUAUUUAUUCAGCUGAAAAGACACCCGGAGCGCAAAUAUGAGCUCAAGGAGCCUACGGAGGAGCAACAGAGAUUGGCAGUCAAUGAAAAUGGUGAAAUAAAUCAUCAGGAUUCAAUGUCUUUGUCCCUGAUUUCUACAUCAGCACUGGAGAACGAGCACACUUUUCAGUCUCAGCUCGUGGGAGCCAGUCUGACUCUGCUCUUAUACAUCGCUUUGUGGAUGUUUGGGGCCUUGGCUGUGUCUUUGUAUCACCCUUUGGACCUGGUUUUUAGCUUCUUUUUUGGAGCCACAUGUUUAACCUUCAGUGCAUUCAUCAUGGUUCACCAUUGUGUGAGCAGGGAGGACGUCAGACUUGCGUGGAUCAUGACCUGCUGCCCUGGACGGAGUUCGUACUCAGUGCAAGUCAACGUCCAGCCCCCCAACUCCAGUGGGACAAAUGGAGAUGCAGCAAAGUGCACCAACAGCAGUGCGGAGUCCUCAUGUACAAACAAGAGUGCCUCGAGCUUCAAAAAUUCCUCCCAGGGCUGUAAGCUAACAAACUUGCAGGCUGCGGCAGCACAGUGCCACACCAAUUCCUUACCUUUGAACUCCAACCCUCAGCUUGAUAACAGUCUCACAGAACAUUCAGUGGACAAUGAUAUCAAAAUGCAUGUGGCGCCGUUAGACGUGCAGUUUCGAACAAAUGUGCACUCAGGCCGCCAUCAUAAAAACCGGAGCAAAGGGCACCGGGCUAGCCGACUCACCGUCCUCCGAGAAUAUGCCUACGAUGUUCCCACGAGUGUGGAGGGCAGUGUGCAGAAUGGCUUACCCAAGAGUCGGCUGGGCAAUAAUGAGGGACAUUCUAGGAGUCGGAGGGCUUACUUAGCCUACAGAGAGAGGCAGUACAACCCACCCCAACAGGACAGCAGUGAUGCUUGUAACACACUUCCCAAAAGCAGCCGGAAUUUCGAAAAGCCUCCUUCAACGAGUAGUAAGAAAGAUGCAGUAAGGAAGCCAACUGUAGUUGAACUUGAAAGUCAGCAGAAGUCUUACGGCCUCAACUUGGCCAUUCAGAACGGACCAAUGAAAAGCAAUGGGCAGGAGGGGACCCUGCUCAGUACCGAUAGCACUGGCAAUGUUAGGACCGGGUUAUGGAAACAUGAAACUACUGUGUAGCAUUGCUGGGCUUCUUCAGCGGAAACUGACAUAAACUGUGAUCCUCACAUUCCUUUAAGCUACGAACUUUUAAACACAGUUUACAGCCACCUUAGGAAUUCAGAACAACUUUCAGUACAUUUUGAAGUUUUGGAUUUUACUUAUUUUGUAUUCCCAAAUUGUUGCCUUUUUUAAAAAAUUAAAGUAAGUCCUUUAAAACAUCAGUUUACUUGUCAGAACACCAACAGGACAUUUGGGGACUCUGAAAUGUAAUUUCUUAGAAUCUGUAAUGCCUACUUAACAUUUCAGGAUUGUAUUUAAUAAAAUGAAUAGGUGUUUGUCA
Molecule: messenger RNA, 4420 nt
Organism: Chinchilla lanigera (long-tailed chinchilla)
Lineage: Eukaryota; Metazoa; Chordata; Mammalia; Rodentia; Chinchillidae
Gene: Adgra3
Product: adhesion G protein-coupled receptor A3
Exons: 21
Coding region: 1-4098 (1365 amino acids)
Biological process (GO): cell surface receptor signaling pathway; G protein-coupled receptor signaling pathway
Cellular component (GO): plasma membrane; external side of plasma membrane
Molecular function (GO): protein binding; G protein-coupled receptor activity
Source: RefSeq, a predicted model, not a curated record